Molecule: messenger RNA, 2447 nt
Organism: Rhipicephalus microplus (southern cattle tick)
Lineage: Eukaryota; Metazoa; Arthropoda; Arachnida; Ixodida; Ixodidae
Gene: Sec15
Product: exocyst complex component Sec15
Biological process (GO): exocytosis; Golgi to plasma membrane transport; intracellular protein transport
Cellular component (GO): membrane; exocyst
Source: RefSeq, a predicted model, not a curated record
CUGUGUCGUGGUGUGGGACGUCCGGCCGCGACGUGUUGUCGGCCCCCUGAGCCCGUUUAGUAGUGGAGUUUGCUUUCCUAACGUGACCAAAUGAUCGAGAGCAAAGCAGAGGCAACUUCAGACUCGUGCACGACAGGUCGACUUGAACAUGAGCACUUGCUUUUUGAGUUGGAAACAAGCGACUCGAGCAGCGUCGGUCUGGUUCUCAGGGCUAUUUAUGACGGAGACGAACAUGAAAGGUUUCUCGAAAAAUUGGACGCUCGCAUCAACGAUCAUGACAGAGAGAUUGAAAAGAUGUGCAACUUCCACUACCAGGGCUUCAUUGACUGCAUCAGAGAGCUUUUGCACGUACGGAGCAAAGCACAAAAGCUGAAAAACGAAGUAACCCGAACAGACCAGGAGCUGCAAGAAACUGCAAAGCGUAUGUUACAAAGGGCUGAUGAAUUAGUCAAGUAUGGUCACAUUCAAAGUAACAUAGCCUGGACGAUUGGAAGCCUAAGUGUGUGUCUUCCUGUACUUGAUGUUUAUGCUAAAUUAAUGCAACAGAUGAAAGAACGCCGGUAUUACCCAGCACUUAAGACUAUUGAACAGUUGGAGCACACAUAUUUGCCGCGAGUGUCUCAGCAUCGGUUUGCCCAGUCCAUGGCAGUCUGUAUACCAAAGCUGCGUGACCGUAUCAAGGAAGCAUCCUUGUCAGAGCUGAAAGAUUUCCUUGAGAAUAUUCGCAAGCAUUCAGGACGCAUUGGGGAGGUGGCAUUGAACCAGGGCUGCAAGCAAGAACAGACCUUGGACGAAGACAUGAGCGCACAAGACUUGGUGGAUUUCUCACCAGUGUACCGCUGCCACCACAUCUACAGUGUGCUGGGAUCACGGGAAACGUUUGAAGCUUACUACCGACAACAACGAAAGCACCAGGCUCGGCUUGCCUUACAACCGCAAAUGAACAUGCACGAGACAAGUGAUGGAUAUCGUAAAUACUUUGCAGAAAUUGUUGGGUUCUUUGUGGUUGAGGACCACAUUUUGAACACAGCAAGUGGCCUUGUGAAUCAGGCAUACCUGGACCAAGUCUGGGAGAAUGCCUUGUUAAAGAUAACAGCAGCAUUAAGGACACACACUGCCUACUGCACAGAAGCCAGCCUGAUGCUUGAUGUUAAGAAACUUAUUCUCCUGUUCAGCGAAACACUACGGAGCUACGGAUAUCACGUGGACCCAGUGCACAACUUGUUACUUGAGAUACAGGAGCAUUACAAUGAGAUUCUCAUGAAGCAUUGUGUUCAGACCUUUCGCAGGAUUUUUGAUGAUGACUCUUACCACCCUAUUGAAGUUGCAACACAAGAGGAGUACCAGAAAGUUGUGGCUAUUUUCCCAUUUCGAGAUGAGGUAUUGGAAAAGGCACCAUUUCCAAAAAAGUUUCCAUUUUCACGGUUUGUGCCUGGCAUCUUUGAUGAAGUCAAAGGCUUUAUCCGUGAAUGCCUCAAGUUUUCUGAAGACCUCAAUGUCAGUCAAACUGAAGUUGAGGACAUGGUACGGAAAGCUACCAACCUGCUGCUGACCCGAACACUAGGAGGUUGCCUCUCAUCACUCAUCAAAAAACCAAAUGUUGGUCUUCUGCAGCUAAUACAAAUCACGAUAAAUACAAACUACCUUGAAGAUGCUAGUGUGUACCUGGAGCAGUUCAUCUCCUCUAUUUUCAACCGGUGGUGUGGUGACAGUCAUCAUGUGGCUAAACUUCAAGGGCGGACAAUGUUCAAGGAUGCCCGAAAAGAUGCUGAGGACCAAAUUUAUGAACAGCUGAAAGCCAAGAUAGGAGAGUUUUUGGAACUUGCCCAUUAUGACUGGCUUCUGGUUGAACCCGAAGGCCAAGCCAGCAAUUACAUGAUGGAUCUGAUUGCAUUCUUGAACAAUGUAUUUCAAGCAUUCACAAAUUUGCCGGACAAAGUGGCUCAAACAGCUUGCAUGACUGCCUGCCAGCACCUUGCUACAUCUCUAUUGAACAUCCUCACCUCAGAGGACGUCAAGUUCAUUUCCAUUGGUGCUUUGCAGCAGUUCAACUUGGACGUCAUCCAGUGUGAACAGUUUGCAAGCUCGGAACCAGUAAAAGGCUUCAAGGAGGGUGUGCUGCAGAUGUUCUUCGUAGAACUGCGUCAGCUUCUAGAUCUCUUCAUGGCAGAGGACUGGUCAACCUAUUUCCAUGACCAUGGAAAGGAGAGCAGCCGGUACCUGCGUGUAAACCCAAGCCUUGCUUUGCUGCUUCUUGAGAAGGUGCGAGAGGCUGACAAAAAGAAGAACAUUUUCUCAUCGCUAAAGCAGAAGGAACGAGACAAGAAGAAGUUGCAGGAAACUGUGCUCAAACAGCUGCGGCAGCUGGUAGCUUGAGCGACAGACUUUGUGCCAGUGAACAAAAAAAAAAUCUGAAACAUGUUUUAUUGAUCGCUUUGGCAACAUAC